This is a messenger RNA of Pseudocercospora fijiensis CIRAD86, 1128 nucleotides long. RefSeq lists its product as uncharacterized. The coding region runs from base 1 to 1128 and encodes 375 amino acids. The record is from RefSeq and is a predicted model, not a curated record. NCBI's taxonomy places the organism in Eukaryota, Fungi, Ascomycota, Dothideomycetes, Mycosphaerellales, Mycosphaerellaceae. The transcript is spliced from 2 exons.
AUGCCAUCUUAUCAAGGCAUCCGCGUAUCGCUUCAAUCCCAAUACGAUGCUCUCGUGUUGCCCGAAUACUCGCCACCAACUAGCGCUGCAUCUCACCAGAGCAGCGAACAGACCGCCAAAGCCGUCGCCGACUCGAAUCAUGUCGCGGAAGUUUACGUUCCAAUGUAUGCCGGAUCUCAAUUCUGGAUCCUGUACAGUUGCCCUCGACCAGAUGUCACGUCGCCUCCCAAAGACAAAGACACGACCAGAUUCUACUACUUCAAACUGGUGAUCAAUGGCAAGGUCGUGCUGAGCUGGGGAUGUGGCGCGGAGAAUGACUUCAGUGGAAGAGUGACUUUCGGCCUUUAUGAAAGUGAGGUCGCAGGUUUCGGGGGCGUCACUGUGGAAAAGAGAGGGUUCUUCUUUCCUGCUGGCAAAGAUGUUGAUAGGAAAGGCAUGCUUGCGGACUCGUUCGAAAUUCGUGUCUAUCGAGCAAAGGGGAGGAGGAGAGUGGAAUCUAGCUAUGAACUGUGCACCACCACCGACAGCAAGAGCGUCUACUUUCGACCUUCAGGUCCAGUCAAGAGAUGCGACCCGAAGCGCUUCUAUACCUACGCGCUCAUUGACCCGGUAGAUACGCCAUAUGCGACCUUCUCUUACAAUUUCCGAACUGGCGGCCAGUUGAAAGCGAUUCGGAAUGGAGGCCUCGAAACUCCUGAAAAGGCUACGGAUAAGGGAAGCAAUAUCGACAUCUUGACAGCCAGUCCUUCCAGGCGCUCUAUGAAUUUGAGUAGCCCACUAUCCCACAGCAUGCUUUCGCCACCACCGAAGGAAAAGCCAGCACCUCCACCGAAAGAUUUUACUGCAAAGGACUCGAUUGCGCUUCGCAGACUCUCACAGCUGCACCAGGGAUCGCCAGUCAAGAAGAGCCAAAUUCAAAAGCCAGCAGCCACAUUUGAUGCUAUGGAAGGCCUGAGUCUCACCCGUGGUGCAUUUCAUUCUCAGAGAACUCCAGCGACAUCUGCGAGGAAGCUCCAAAAGAAAGAAUCCUCGAGACGGACUCCAAGCCUCUUCACGUUCGGCCUGAGCAAGAAGGGUCAAGGAAGUUCCGAGGAGCAUCUAUCAGCUACAACGUAUCAUGCAAAGUGA